This is a messenger RNA of Morus notabilis, 1075 nucleotides long. RefSeq names its product cysteine-rich repeat secretory protein 55. The record is from RefSeq and is a predicted model, not a curated record. Lineage: Eukaryota; Viridiplantae; Streptophyta; Magnoliopsida; Rosales; Moraceae. The transcript has a single exon. The coding region runs from base 41 to 823 and encodes 260 amino acids.
GCUUAAACAGCAAAUUAGCUAAAGCACAAAAGAAAAAAAAAUGAAGUUGUUACAUAAACUUUUUCUCUUCCUAGCUCUAUGCAUUUGCAGUGCCGAAUCUGCAGAUCCUUUGGGAAAUUUCUGUAACAAAGACACUGAAAUAAGUAACGGCAGCAAAAUAUCGUCGAACAUCGACGGUUUGUUGCCCGAAUUGGUUCUCAAGACCCCCUCAACUGGCUUUGCCACUGCCUUCAAUGGUAAUGGGAAAGACCGAGUCUAUGGCCUGGCUCAAUGCAGAGGUGAUGUGAGCACUGAAGACUGCUCAAGAUGCGUCAGAGACGCUGCUGAGCAGAUUCGAAAGCGGUGUCCUGGCGAAUCUGAUGCAAGAAUUUGGUAUGAUUACUGCUUUCUAAGGUACAACAACAAGAGUAGAUUCAUUGGACAAGUUGACACAUCUUUUGGUAUAUACUAUUUCAAUGUUGAGAGUGUAAAUGAUCCUGAUACCUUCAAUGAACAACUUGGGGCUCUGAUGGAUCAGAUUAAAAAAGAAGCUGUUGAGGCUAAGAAUUACGAUGGUCUUGGGAAAGGUGAGACCCGACUUUCGCCCUUUUCGACACUAUAUGCUUUGGUGCAAUGCACGAGAGACCUGUCUAAGUUAGAUUGCGCUCAGUGCGUGGCCAUUGCAGUGGAAAACUUUCCCAACUUUUGUGAGAACAGAAAGGGUUGCCGGGUUUUGUAUAGUAGUUGUUAUGUCAGAUAUGAGCUCUAUCCGUUCUUCUUCCCUCUUGAUUCAAACAAUACCCUGGCCGCUGAUCAAACAGUCAAAUUCGUGGUUAUUCCAUAGGUUUUUGUUAUCCAUGUGGGUUUAGUUUUUGGUCUGAAUAAGUUUGUUUUUCCAAAGGAAAGUGUUGGGCAAACUCUUUGGUUUCUUUUAACUGUUUUUUGUGCAUUUUGAAGUUUUAGCGGAAUUGUUUUCUGUAUCCUUCGUAUAAUGUGGAUAGUAAUUAGUGGUUGCAAGUAUAGCCUAACGGUAAAGUUCUCAUUCCUACCUCUAAGUUGAGGUUUAUAUUUCGAAUCCCCCAUCCUCAAUUCAAAA